CCGUACUUCGGCCUCGUGAGGGAGCCAGGCCGCACCGGCUUCCGGAUGAAGGGCAAGGGCAAGGGCCCGGGUUCGGGGCGCAAGCGGCAGGACCUCCACCACACCGCGCCCGCGGCGCUGCGGUUCCCGUGCCUCCGCACGCUCCACCCGCACGGCCGAGCCCCCGCGGCCAUCUGGAUCGUGACGCGCGGCCAGCAGCGCGUCCUGCUCAUCCACGCCGUGGACGGCCGGGUCGCCUUG
Molecule: messenger RNA, 240 nt
Organism: Prorocentrum cordatum
Lineage: Eukaryota; Dinophyceae; Prorocentrales; Prorocentraceae
Source: the annotation of a GenBank genome assembly